This is a messenger RNA of Sitophilus oryzae (rice weevil), 943 nucleotides long. RefSeq lists its product as uncharacterized. The transcript is spliced from 4 exons. NCBI's taxonomy places the organism in Eukaryota, Metazoa, Arthropoda, Insecta, Coleoptera, Curculionidae. The record is from RefSeq and is a predicted model, not a curated record. Bases 148 to 588 code for a protein of 146 amino acids.
GUUGGCAACACUGGUUAAAGCGCCGUUUAUUUUUAUUGUUUAUUUUGCUGGGUACAAUUCAUGGUACAUUUUUGAAAGACACUUUUAUAAUACCUGAUUUUUUUCUUUUAACAUUUUUUUAAUAAUACUAGGUACAUUUCAGCUAAAAUGCCGAGAACCAAGCGGACUCAAAAUAAAAAAAUUAUAGAUGCUGCUCGUCUAAACAAAAAAGAUUUGAUAUUGUUAAUUAAGGAUAAAGAGACAGAAUAUUUAACUUUAUUGGAAAAGGAAAUGGAAGAAAAAUUACAAUCAAUUACUUUGGCUUAUAUGAAUGAAAAAGCAAGUAUAAGAGAAUCUAUGUUAAAUGCAACUGUUAAAGAUAUUAAAAGUGGUGCAUUCAAUAGUUUUUCAGAAACUACAGUAGCUUUUUCUGAUUUAACUAAUACAUUAGAAUCAAUAAAAAGCUCCGCGAACCAUACAUCGAUUAAAAAGGGAGUGAUAUCGGAGGCUAGAAGUCGAAAAAGAAGUGCAUCAGUAGAUUCAAGAAAAUCAGUUAAAAGAAGUAUGUCAUUAGGUUGUCGAGAUGAGGGUAAGUUGUUCAUAAAUUAAGUAUAACAUUUGGAAGGGCAAACUUUCAUCUUUGAUAUCAGCUUAUGCGAUAAUUUAAUGUUUUUAACAUACUAACAUCCUUCAACUCUUAAUGAGUGACCUGAUGAGUUAUUUCUAAUAUCUUAAGGUGCGUCCAGACCUGAGGAGAAGAGCGCGAGACAUUGCAAAUUCGCUAAGUGUGGAGAGGUCUAGCAAGAGCCCUAUUUAUAUAUUUAUUUAUUUAUUAAAAUCUUAACAGAAAUACAUUCCGGUUACAAAGCAAGUACAGGUAAUUACUAACAAUAUAAAAAAUCUCAAUAAUUAAAUUCCAAAUCAAGAUACAAAAUGCCUAAAACGUUUGACACUCAACAAAAAA